AUGUUAAAUUUACGAUAAGCGAUAAGAUAACAUUUGAGCAUUAUCAGUUCCACAUUCAACUCCGCAAAACUAGUUUACUUGAAUAACUUCCAGUUCGGAUGGCCUAAUCAAAAAUGGAAAUGAAAAUAGACAAUAUUGAAGAGCAUCUGUCAAAUGAAAGAAUCCAGCACGAACAUUCAGACUCUAAAGAAAGUUACCGAAAUCAGAAUGAAAUUCCGAACGGUUAUAAUCCUGAUGAACAUCCUCCUGUGAAAAUGAGAAAUAACCAUAAAUCGAAAAACAGACUAUCCAACAGAAGAAGUACUGGUUUUGUUAGCCCUGAAUUGGUGGAAGAGGCUUUGAAUAUGGGGAGUGGAUUCGAUUCACAGAGUGAUACAAAAAGUGAUGACAUUCAAGUGUAAUGAUUCAUUUAGUGUUCUGUUAGUGUUAUUUAGUAUCUAGUUAAGGUGAUAAUAUCAUUUGAAUUCAAUAAUAUUUUUCUGUCAAAAAAUGUUUUGUUACAGUAAAAUUUAAAAAAAAUAACUACUGACUCAUUUUGCUCAGUGCAAAAAGGGUAAUAUCGACACAUUCCAGUUGAAUUUGAAGUUUUGAGAACAGCAUGUUACUAUGUACACAUACAUUCAUCUAGUACAUGCAGUAUUGAAUGAAUUUAGUUAUUAGGAUGCAAGUUCGGAUGAGAACAAUUUAUAUCACCUUUAUUAUUCGUUAUUUGCGAUGAGUUGAUACAUUUCAUGUCAAGUUACAGAUUGAACAGGAGUUGAAGUUAUUUGGUUUGAUCACAUGUUGUCUUCUGGAAAGAGGGAGAAAUAAAAGAACGAAGACUUCACCACUUACUCCAAAUUAUAGAUACUAUGUUCACCAAACAUUACUGACUUUCGAUAUAGAGUGCCUUUCUAUAAAUAUAAAAUAAAAUUUUCCAUGCAA
Messenger RNA from Leptinotarsa decemlineata (Colorado potato beetle), 924 nucleotides. RefSeq lists its product as uncharacterized. The record is from RefSeq and is a predicted model, not a curated record. NCBI's taxonomy places the organism in Eukaryota, Metazoa, Arthropoda, Insecta, Coleoptera, Chrysomelidae.